Molecule: messenger RNA, 1281 nt
Organism: Lachancea dasiensis
Lineage: Eukaryota; Fungi; Ascomycota; Saccharomycetes; Saccharomycetales; Saccharomycetaceae
Source: the annotation of a GenBank genome assembly
AUGUUUGCUGUGCCCCGUGUUUUCAGCCGUUUUGCCAGGCCGGUAACCAGAGGGUUUACCAGUUCUGCCAUACGCUCGUACGCUGCUGCUUUCGAUCGUUCUAAACCACAUUUGAACAUUGGUACCAUUGGCCAUGUCGAUCACGGUAAGACUACUCUAACCGCUGCCAUCACCAAGACCCUAGCCGUGAAGGGUGGUGCUGACUUUUUGGACUACGCUGCCAUCGACAAAGCCCCUGAGGAAAGAGCCCGUGGUAUUACUAUCUCCACUGCCCAUGUUGAAUACGAAACGUCCAAAAGACACUACUCCCAUGUUGACUGUCCUGGUCACGCCGAUUAUAUCAAAAAUAUGAUCACCGGUGCCGCCCAAAUGGACGGUGCCAUCAUUGUCGUUGCUGCCACUGAUGGUCAAAUGCCUCAGACUAGAGAGCAUUUGCUAUUGGCCAGACAAGUUGGUGUCCAAGACAUCGUUGUUUUUGUCAACAAAGUGGACACCGUUGAGGACGAGGAAAUGUUGGAGUUGGUUGAAAUGGAAAUGAGAGAGCUGUUGACCCAGUACGGUUUUGAUGGUGACAACACUCCCGUGGUUAUGGGCUCUGCAUUGUGUGCUUUGGACGGCAAGAGACCGGAGAUCGGAGAAGAUGCUAUCAUGAAGUUAUUGGAUGCGGUUGACGAACACAUCCCAACCCCUCAAAGAGACUUGGAAAAGCCAUAUUUGAUGCCCGUGGAGGACAUUUUCUCCAUUUCAGGUAGAGGUACUGUUGUCACUGGUAGAGUUGAAAGAGGUAAUUUCAAGAAGGGUGAGGAGGUCGAAAUCGUCGGCCACUCUGCCCAGCCUUUGAAGACCACUGUGACUGGUAUUGAAAUGUUUAGAAAGGAAUUGGACAAGGCCAUGGCCGGUGACAACGCCGGUAUCUUGUUACGUGGUGUUAGAAGAGACCAGUUGAAGAGAGGUAUGGUCUUGGCCAAACCUGGCACCGUUAAGGCCCACACCAAGUUUUUGGCGUCUUUGUACAUCUUGUCCAAGGAAGAAGGUGGCAGACACUCCGGUUUCGGUGAAAACUACAGACCUCAGAUGUAUGUUCGUACUGCUGACGUCACUGUCGUCCUCAAAUUUCCAGAGGCCGUGGAAGACCACUCUAUGCAAGUCAUGCCCGGCGACAACGUGGAAAUGGAGUGCGAAUUGGUCCACCCAACUCCUCUAGAAGCCGGCCAGCGUUUCAACAUCAGAGAAGGUGGUAAGACAGUUGGUACUGGUUUGGUUACCCGUAUCAUCGAGUAA